CCGUUAGCUUUGGUCGGUCAGAUUUUUCGCUCCUUCAUUAAUUGACCAUGGAACAGGCGGCUGUAUUCGUGACAUUUCUAUAUUUUUCAACCUUUGUCGGGUUUAUACUCUCGGCUCCAGAAAGAUCUUCAGAAAAACAACAAUUUGAAAUAAGAUUUAUUGGCUCCAAGGCCAAUUCUCAAACGGACUCCAAUCGACACCAUGGUACCCACAAAGUGGCUUUAAUCAAUACAGGCGCGGAGGAUGAGACACGGAGAAAGACUUUUGUGGAUGAUGAAGGAAAUCUCAAUCAGAAAAGUACUUAUGAUUCAACAAAUACCGCUGUUAUCAACAAAACAGAAGUUUACACACAAAGUAAGACUUUAGAUGAUAUUAACGAUACAAAAUUGAAUUCGACAGAAAGAACAUUUUCAGAAAACGAAGCACGUGCUGCUCUUAAAAAUGGCCACAAGCCGAGAAUAAGAACGCUACGUGAUGAAAAUGUAUUGGCUGAAGCGGACCUGAAAACGGGAACGGAUUCGAACCCAGAAAAAUCGGUAGAUGUGAUGAAACUCCGGGAACAGGAACAUAUUGAGCAAAUAAAGCGCCGUGUUUUAGAAAAGCUUCGUAUGGACUCUCCUCCACAACUCCACGGUCCCCGACCUGCACUUCCUUUCAAAUACCUGCAGCACGAGUAUAUGAACGAUGGGUCGGAUGCGAGAAAACGGCGAAGAGCACAUCCGAACUUUUACGCAAGGAAAAAACAAGUGCUUGUAACGGGAUCAGACGUGACAGUCGAAUGUACAAACAAGAAGGGUGCCGGAUGCUACCAUUUUGACGUGGAUGGAAAGGUAAACCCUAACGACAUCUUUUCAGCGGAGAUCUGGAUUUACAAGCUUUUCCACCAUCAUGAUCCCCAUAUCCAAACAUUCAUUGUAUCCGAACUGAAACAAGACAAUCAGGGUAGGCGCCGCCCUAAAAACAUGGUAAAUAGGGUCGAAACCUCUGUAAAAUACGGCUGGCUCAAAAUAAAAGUGAAAAGGUCGGUCAUUCGCUGGCUCCAGAAGCCACGACAAAAUCACGGGAUCGCCAUUGUCUGUAGAAGUUGUAUACGAAAGAAUCCAAGGACAAUAUUCAGUUUUAAAAGUGAUACCAGGCCAUUUUUGGUAAUAACGACCAAGAAAGGACACAAUGUUCGACAUACAAGAAGCACGCCACGCAUUUGUACGGAGAGGUCGACAGAGUGUUGUAUGAAACCCCUUACCAUCAACUUCAACGAUAUCGGCUGGGACAGCGUAAUCAGCCCCGUGUCGUUCCAAGCAAACUACUGUUACGGUUCAUGCGAAGGCCAGCACCAGGCUCACUAUAACCACACCCAGAUGAUACAGGACCAUCGGUGGAACCAAGAAGAAUGGAACACGAUGAGACAGUUGAGGCCAUGUUGUGCUCCAAUUUCGUACAGCUCGAUGUCCAUCAUGUACAUCGUAAACAAUGACUUACAGGUAGAUUUCGUCCCCAACCUGGUGGCCACGGCAUGUGGAUGUGUGUGAACAAACAAGUGCUUGCUGCCUUAUAGACUGGCUUUGAUUGGUUACUUUUGAGUAGGGGUAGUCAGGUACAGUGACUACGAUGUAUAACUGUGUCCUAGUUGUUGCUCUAAUGCUUUAAUGUGCAAGUAACUAUUUUUGUAGCUGUGUGACAUAUUGGUGGUCGUCUAGGUGCAGGUGGCUUCAGUAAAUGGAUGUGUGUAGGGGUGGUGGAGAAUGCGCAGGUGUCUGUCAUUUGUGGCUAUGUACCAGUUGCUCCUAUGCUUGCAUGUCUAGUAGUGACAAUUGCACAUGUUGCAUAUUCACUACGAUGAAUGGUUAUGGUUAGCAGCGACAGCCGUCCAUGUGCUGAUUUUAAUUGCGAUGUUUGGCUGAAUGUAUGAUACGGGAUGUGUAUUUGGCUGUGUUUAGCAGACAUCGUGUGUGUCUUUGUGUAGCGACCACCGUAUGUAGCUCUGUGUAGCGGCCACCGUAUGUGACUGUGUGUAGCGGUCACCGUAUGUGGCUGUGUGUAGCUGCCACCGUAUGUAGCUGUGUGUAUCG
Molecule: messenger RNA, 2069 nt
Organism: Ylistrum balloti
Lineage: Eukaryota; Metazoa; Mollusca; Bivalvia; Pectinida; Pectinidae
Product: growth/differentiation factor 8-like
Exons: 3
Coding region: 48-1529 (493 amino acids)
Biological process (GO): SMAD protein signal transduction
Cellular component (GO): extracellular region
Molecular function (GO): cytokine activity; growth factor activity
Source: RefSeq, a predicted model, not a curated record